GUUCGAUUCCGGUUAUAGCUGUUUUUACAGCUACGAUUAAGUUCUCCACCUAUCUGAAAGGUGGGACCCACGUGUUGAUAGUAAAUGAGUGCAGGCCCGAAAUGUAUCUGGAUGUUACUAGCUAGAACACAAGUUGUGUGAUGAAUUUGUGUCAUUUUUCAAGUUGUUGUAUGAAUUUGUACCCACUAUGCAAGUUUGUGUACCUUAGAUGCAAUUAACUCUUUUUUAUAUGAAGAUGCGUAGCUGUCAAAGUUUAUUCAAGUUUAGUCGUGUGUUGUUAAGACCAUUCCCCGACUAAUUAACCAUCUCAAUUAUUGGGGAACCGGCCUAAAGCAUGUCAUCAGAUCCGCUUUAGUUGCCGAGUCUUGAGGCGCUAGCUAAGACACGCAUGCACGUUAUCGUUUGGUCUACAGUACUAUUAGGACCAAACUCAACGAUCCCCUUUCCCUAUAGCAGCACUGUGGUUUGCCUGUUUGGUACAACGAAAACAGCAAUGCAACCUUGCAUUUCUUGCCGCAGUAGUCCUUUGUCCUCAACAUCCACCUAGUGUGAGGCUGUAAGCUCAACUUUGUGACCGUCUUUCACAAAGAAAAGGAAGAAGUCUUCUGCGAGGAUCCAGCCAGAGCCGGAGAUGGCCGAGACGGUGGUAAGCAUGGCGAGGUCCAUGCUGGGGGGCGCCAUCAGCAAGGCCGCUUCUGCCGCGGGCGCCGAGCUGAGCUUGGUGAUGGGUGUGCAGAAGGAUAUCUGGUUCAUCAAGGACGAGUUGAAGACAAUGCAAGCAUUCUUGGCGGCUGUUGAAGCAUCAAAGAACAGAGACAUGCUACUGAAGGUGUGGGCAGAGCAAGUAAUGGACAUGUCCUACAAUAUAGAAGAUUGUCUUGAUGAAUUUAUGGUUCAUGUGAGGAGCCAAAGCCUAACAAAACGGCUGAUGAAGCUCAAAGAUCGUCGUAGGAUUGCUAUCCAAAUCCGCAACUUGAAAUCAAGAGUUGAAGAAGUGAGUAGUAGGAACUCACGCUACAACUUAAUCAAGACCAAGGCCUCUAGCAACAAUGAUGAGGAGGUUUCUUACAUAGAAGAUGUACGUAAUCACUCGGCAAACAACAUUGAUGAAGCGGAACUUGUGGGCUUUAAAAAGCCUAAGGAGGAUUUGAUUAAGCUGAUGGACCUCAACAAUAAAGAUGGUUGUGCCCAAGCUAUAUGGGUGGUUGGCAUGGGUGGUUUAGGCAAGACUACUCUUGCAAGAAAAGCAUAUGAAAGUAAGGAAGAUAUUGUGAAGAAUUUUUCUUGUUGUGCUUGGAUCACACUCUCGCAGUCAUUUUCUAGGAUAGAGAUGCUCAAGGAUAUGAUCAGGCAGCUUCUGGGCGGCGAGUCACUGAAGGAAUUAUUGAGAAAACUUGAAGGAAAAGUGGUGCAAGUAGAGGACCUCGCCGAAUAUCUCAUUCAAAGGCUUAAGGAUAAGAGGUACUUUCUUGUUCUUGAUGACUUGUGGACCAUAGGUUCAUGGGGGUGGAUCAAAGAUAUUAUUCUUCCUAGUAGUAACAAGAAAGGCAGUCGGAUAAUAGUAACAACACGAGAUGUUGGUCUAGCAAAGGAAUGUACUCCUGAAUCCCUCAUCUACCACCUUAAACCAUUAGAGUCGGUCGAUGCCAAAAAAUUACUUCUAAAAAAGAGUGGGAAAAUAGAUGAAGACAUGGACAAAGAUGAGAACUUCAAGAACAUAGUUGAAAAACUAGUUAAAAAGUGUGGUUGUUUACCACUCGCUAUACUCGCAAUUGGAGGGAUCCUUUCCACUAAAAAGAAAGUAGAGUGGGAGCACAUAUAUAAGCAACUCCCCUUUGACAUCUUUCCCGAGGAUUUAGAAAUCCAGACGAGGCGUCUAAUAGAAAGAUGGAUUGCUGAGGGGCUUAUUAGAGCUAGGACUGGGGUGGACAUUGAGGAUGUCGCAAAAGGUUACUUUAGUGAGUUAAUAAACCGAAGCCUUCUUCAAUCAUCAAAGGUGAACAUAGAAGGAGUUGUUAAGAGCUGCCGAGUUCAUGAUAUUGUGCGGGAUGUCAUGAUCUCAAUUUCUAGAGAUGAAAACUUCAUAUAUGUGGUGGGAGAUAAUGUAACUAGUGUUGUAGAGGAGACCUUCCGGCAUGUAGCAUACCAUGGUAGCAUGUGCCAAAAGAUAGACAUGGAUUGGAGCCACGUCCGGUCGCUUACUAUGUUUGCUGAGAGACCAUUGGGGCCAUCACCUUCAGUCUGUUCACCUGAUAUGAGAAUGCUCCGAGCCUUGGAUCUAGAGAAUGCACAGUAUCGAGUCAAACAAAAGGAUAUCUGCAACAUAGGAUCGUUGUGCCACUUGAAGUAUGUGAAUGUUUCUAAUCGUCAUGGAUAUUCACACAUCUAUAAACUUCCUAGAUCCAUCGGAAAAUUACAAGGUUUGCGUACUUUGAACAUAAGAGGCAGUUAUAUUACAGAAUUACCAACUGAGAUUUGUAAAAUCAAGACUCUCCAUAGUCUCCGUUGUACUAGAAAAAGCUACUACGAAUUCUUUGACAUAGAUAAACCUAAAGAAUGCUUGCUAGACACAGCUUGUGUGCCCAUUAUAUUUUCCCCUUUGUUUGAUCCUAGUGUCCAAGCCAAGGCAGUUGCCGAGCUACAUAUGGCCUGGUCUAGCUGUUGCUCAAAUUCAGUAGGUGUGAAGGUGCCAAAAGGAAUCAGCAACCUAAAAGAGUUGCAAAUACUAGAGGCCGUGGACAUCAACCGAACUAGUCGUAAAACAAUUAAAGAGCUAGGUGAGCUUGUGCAGCUGAGAAAACUGAGUGUGGUAACAAAAGGGGCCACCAAGCAGAAAUGCAAGGUACUCUGUGAAGCCAUUCAGAAGCUCACUUGCCUCCGCUCCAUUGAAGUGGUUGGUUCACUCGAGUGGUUGCAUGCUGUUUCCACUCCUCCUCCCCUGCUGAGGAGUCUGAAGUUGUAUGGAUGCAUAGCAGAGAUUCCUGCCUGGGUUGGCAGUCUGAUGCAUUUGGUCAAGUUUUACUUUAGGGGCAGCGUAAUAAAGGAAGAAGGAAAGAUCAUGGAAAUACUAGGGCCACUUCCCAACCUCAUGCACCUUCGUCUUGAAAGGGGCUCUUAUAUCCGGGAGAAGUUAGUGUUCAAAACGGGAGCAUUCCCAAAUCUCAUAAAACUUCAAAUUUGGGAUGUCGAGCAAAUGAGAGAGUUGGUAUUCGAGGAGGGCACCUCGCCCCACCUGGGAAAGAUAGAAAUAGGAUACUGCUGGCUGAAAUCAGGGAUUAAUGGGAUCGAGCACCUUGCAAGUCUAAAGGAGAUUUGGCUUAAAUGGGAUGUUAAAGUGGCCAGGCUUGGUAUGUUGCAACGUGAAGUGGACGCACACCCCAACCAUCCCCUGCUGCGACUGCAAAGGGAACGGAGCCAGCAUGACCUGGGUGGCAUUGUCCAUGGAUCCACUAUUGGAGUACAUGUGGAUGAAGCACCGAAGGGGGAGGAAUCAUCACCUCUCCAUCCAGAGCAAGUAGCAGCGGGGGAGAGCUCCUCCUCGCAGGUGGUGGUCGUGACGACGGGGAGCGACAGCUGGGGAGAAGUCGUGGAAAAUGCAAUGGACUACACCCCACAAGAAGCUGCCAACAAUAAAGCUGCAUAUAUUGUCAUGCUGCAAUUGGCCAUCACGUUCAGCUCUCCAAGUUCUCUGCUGGCUUGUGGCCUCUGAUAUGGUGUAAGGUAAAGCUGAGAGGGGUCACGGCAGUUCUCCACUGUGAAUGGAAGAGG
Molecule: messenger RNA, 3768 nt
Organism: Aegilops tauschii subsp. strangulata
Lineage: Eukaryota; Viridiplantae; Streptophyta; Magnoliopsida; Poales; Poaceae
Source: RefSeq, a predicted model, not a curated record